CGGAAUCCUCAUCCUGGGCAUCUGCUUCUGCUGCAUCAGACGAUGCUUCCGAAAGCGCAGAAGCAAAGAUGCCAAAGGCAAAGGUGGCAAGGGCGUGGACAUGAAGUCGGUGCAGCUCUUGGGAAGUGCCUACAAAGAGAAGGUGCAGCCCGACAUGGAGGAGCUCACCGAGAACGCCGAGGACAUUGCCGAGGAGGGAGAGAGCAAGCAGUCGGAGCAGAAACUCGGCCGGCUCCAGUUCAAGCUGGAAUACGACUUUAACUCCAACAACCUGACGGUAACAGUGAUCCAGUGCGAGGAGUUGCCGGCCCUGGAUAUGGGGGGCACCUCCGACCCUUACGUCAAAGUCUACCUCCUGCCCGACAAGAAGAAGAAGUUCGAGACCAAGGUCCACAGGAAGACACUGAAUCCAGUUUUCAACGAGACGUUUACUUUCAAGGUCCCGUACGCCGACGCCAUGGGCAAGACUCUCGUGUUCGCCAUCUACGACUUCGACCGCUUCUCCAAGCACGACCAGAUCGGCGAGGUCAAGCUGCCGCUCUGUACCAUCGAUCUGGCGCAGACGAUCGAGGAGUGGCGCGAGCUGGUCAGCGUCGAGGGCGACGGCGGCCAGGAAAACAAGCUGGGAGACAUCUGUUUCUCGCUGCGGUAUGUCCCGACGGCCGGCAAGCUGACAGUGGUCAUCCUCGAAGCCAAGAACCUGAAGAAGAUGGACGUGGGUGGCCUAUCGGAUCCAUACGUGAAGAUAGCUUUAAUGCAGAACGGUAAACGCCUGAAGAAAAAGAAGACCAGCAUCAAGAAGUGCACCCUGAACCCCUACUAUAAUGAGUCGUUCACGUUCGAGGUUCCAUUCGAGCAGAUCCAGAAGGUGCAGCUGGUGGUGACCGUGGUCGACUACGACCGGAUCGGCACGUCCGAGCCGAUAGGCAAAUGUGUGCUGGGCUGCACGGCGUCGGGCACCGAGCUGCGCCACUGGUCCGACAUGCUGGCCUCGCCGCGCCGGCCCAUCGCCCAGUGGCACACCCUCAAGGACCCCGAGGACGGUGACAAGAAGGACUAAGGAGUGUUCCAGAAGCCCGCAGUGGCCGGCGCGCGCCGUCGCGUCUCGGAAGGCAAAGUUGGCGCGGCGGCGGCGCGCCAGUGCGCGUGCCGACCAGCCGUGGCCGGCGCGCGCCACGAAGCGGACGUGCUCGGGCCACUACUCACCUCUGCCCGUGACCAGAUAGCUCUAUGUUGGCGCUGCGGCGCUGGGUGGGAGCGCGCGUCGGCACCGGCGGCGGUGCCGCAGCGACCGCCUGGCCGGUGCAGUGUAGUCGAUGUCUGUGUGCGGCGGAGGCCGGGGGCGCUGCCGCCCGCCGCGUCGGCCGGUUUGGUCCCGUGGUGUCCGCAUCUAGACGCAAUCAGUUCGCAGAUAGCCGUGCCAAAGCCGCGGCGCGCGGGCGGGACGUGAGCGCCACCGAGCCGGGGGGCGCGAGCGCAGGUGUUUGUAACGGUCUGGUGAGCGGAUUCGAUGUUGUACCCCCGCGGCGAGCCCGGUCCGCCGCCGGCACCUCGCCACGCGCGCCCUCUGUCUCUGCCCUUCACUCCGGCCCUCUCCGCUCGCUCGUCCCUUGUCUGUCCAGUUGACUGGCGUUCACGGCCGCUCCCAUAUCACGGGCGCCACCGCGCCGGGAGCGCAGGGCCCGGUGGCGCUCACACCAGGGGCAGGCUUCGGGGUCGGCGGCCUCACUCCUCUACCAAACGGACCACCUGUUGAGUGGGUAUUCCGGGAGCAGGUUCGCAAGCUGAUUCCUUUUCGUGGGCCGAGUUGGGUCCUGAAGGGGAUGGCGGACACUGCAAGCGUAAGGCUAGACGUCACUGUGCGGUGCCGGCAGCUGGAGCGCCACCCAAAGCCUGUCCUCGGUGUGUAGCGUAUUGCAGGAGUAAUCACUCCAUGUGAGUCAGCUAUUGCCGUUUUCUAUUAUGUGAAGGCCUUUUAAAGAGUCUACCGUUCAUGUUACUGCUUGGUGGUAAAGUUACGGCGUGGUUAGAGUCGUGUGGAAAUCUGUUCGUUCACGCACUCCUUUGUUUAGUUAUUUGUUAGGUAUAUAUAUAUCAUUCCACUAACCCUGCUGUAAAUAUACCUUAGCGCGCAUGCAUAUACAUGAAUAUAUAUACAACUUUUUGUCAGGUGAGAUACUAAUCACUACCUAGAUACACUGUAAGUAAUGUGCAAAAUAAAGUGAGACGUUACGAAUGCA
This is a messenger RNA of Pollicipes pollicipes, 2240 nucleotides long. RefSeq names its product synaptotagmin 1. The coding region runs from base 101 to 1060 and encodes 319 amino acids. Gene Ontology annotation, molecular function: SNARE binding; clathrin binding; calcium ion binding. The record is from RefSeq and is a predicted model, not a curated record. Gene Ontology annotation, biological process: synaptic vesicle endocytosis; calcium ion-regulated exocytosis of neurotransmitter. Gene Ontology annotation, cellular component: axon; plasma membrane; dense core granule. Lineage: Eukaryota; Metazoa; Arthropoda; Thecostraca; Pollicipedomorpha; Pollicipedidae. The transcript has 8 exons.